CCAAUUACUUCCAAACAAUAAACCCUAGCUUAAGCCUCUUAAACCCUCUCUUCAACUUCAGAAUUGAAAGUUUCGAUCUUUAGUGGACUUUGAAAAUAUAUAGAGACUGUGCGAGUGUGAGUAUGGAUUUGGAGAGAGAAGGGGGGCGUGGGGCGAACCAGUUGAGACCCAUUGACUGUACUCGCAACGUUCUCAGCCGUGCCCAUGGCUCUGCUAGUUGUUCUCAUGGGGAGACCAGGGUGCUUGCUGCUGUUUAUGGACCUAAAGCUGGGACAAAAAAGAAUGAGAACCCGGAAAAAGCUUGUAUAGAAGUGAUUUGGAAGCCUAAAACAGGGCAGAUUGGAAAAUCUGAGAAGGAGUUUGAGAUGAUACUGAAGAGAACAUUGCAAAAUAUCUGCCUUUUAACUGUUCAUCCGAACACCACAACAUCAAUUAUAGUUCAGGUUGUCCACGAUGAUGGUUCUCUUCUCCCGUGUGCUAUACAUGCAGCAUGUGCUGCUCUUGUAGAUGCCGGAAUCCCUUUGAAAUAUCUUGCUGUCGCCAUAUGUUGUUGUCUUACAGAAAGUGGGCAGAUUAUAUUGGACCCCAGCAAGCUAGAGGAACAGAGAAUGAAGGGAUUUGUAUGUAUAGCUUUCCCAAGCUCAAUUCAGUCUGUAAUUUCUCAAGGAUCAGCAGAUGUGGGUGGAGAAUCAGUGGGCAAUGGGGUUAUCACAUCUCUUACACAUGGUGUAAUGCCAGUGGACGAUUACUUUCAGUGUGUAGAACAAGGGCGUGCAGCAAUUAUACCGCUGUCUAAUAUCCUUAAAAAGAGAUUGCAAUCACAACCAGCAAGUAAGCAAUCCAAGGCUGGUUGAACUUGUUAUGACCCAAGCAUAAUAACAAGGGGGAAAAGAAAAAAGGACAGAAAAAUUCCCUUGUGACCGAGAAUUUGUUUUUACCUGGUUGGACAAUUCAUUGAAGCUUUCUAGUUGCCAUGAUACACUUCCUGGGAAAUGUAUUUGUUAGUGGAUAAGUAUGAAUUUGUCCCACUGCCUUGACGAUGCCUUCUUACGUGUCUGGUUGUGGACUUGUCGGAUCAUAGAAUCAACAGUUUUUGGGGUAGGUUUCAACUGUAAUGAUAUCCACAUGUUUCAACUUGCAGA
Sesamum indicum (sesame) is the source of this 1142-nucleotide messenger RNA. Its product is annotated as Ribosomal protein S5 domain 2-like superfamily protein. Lineage: Eukaryota; Viridiplantae; Streptophyta; Magnoliopsida; Lamiales; Pedaliaceae. Gene Ontology annotation, molecular function: RNA binding. Gene Ontology annotation, cellular component: nucleolus; cytoplasmic exosome (RNase complex); nuclear exosome (RNase complex). The record is from RefSeq and is a predicted model, not a curated record. Gene Ontology annotation, biological process: nuclear mRNA surveillance; rRNA catabolic process; U4 snRNA 3'-end processing.